AUGAGCUUUGAUGUGAGAAAAAUCCACGAUGGGGCCAUUGUGGAGUGCCUAGUAGUGGAUUUUUGUCAUGAUAAUACACUCGUAGUAGCUCAUCCAUACAGGAUCGAGCUGCUAGAUCACAGUUACAAGCAGCUGGGUGUGCUUGAAUUGGAAGACAGAAUUAUGGCCAUGAACCAUAUAAGACCUCCAGGCCUUCAACACGACUGGCUACUGGUCUUAACACAGAACAAUCAACUAGUAGUAAUUGCAUGGAACGACGGAUUUAUUCUGUUGCAGGAAUUUCACAUUGAAUCGGUUACCAACACCAUUGAAGUCCAUCCAUUUAUUCGGGUUGAUGACUUGGGCAGAUACAUUCUCAUAUAUUCCAAUGAGGGAUAUAUGGUUGUAUUGGAGCUUCAUCCGUCGAAAACCGAGCUGUUCCGGCUGGCAUUGCAAAAUGAGCCUCCUAGCCAGGUGAAGAAAAGACCAGACGCUGCCAAACUACAGGUGAACCGGAUAUUUGAAAAACCACAAGUAAUCUACAUUGGGCACGGAGUUGUGCACAGCGCAGUUUUUCUGAAGACCCGACUUUUAACGGCGGACAAAGAGGGCACUGUAUUUGCUAUAGUGGUCAGAAAUGCCAAUUUGAAGUAUUCCGUGAAUUAUUACGGAAUAGGCCAAGAAAUUAGUCUGAUAAAGCGAUUACCGCAGAUGAACUCGGCCCCGAGCCUGGCGAUACCGCUGUCACUUGGAGCGCUGCUUGUAAUUUGCGAAGACAUGCAUUACGUUUUUCCAGCACCCGCUGUUCGCAGUAUUUCUUCAUCCGUGGCUACGGCCACCAGACAAUAUGCUACGAAGGAGCUUUUUUCUGGAGUUGACGGAAAAAUGGCCAAGCUUUUGUCAUGGUGCUUUGAUGGACGAUUUUACUGGCUCAGCAGUGAGCAGGGUGACAUUUAUCAGAUGGAAAUAGAGUUGGCCUCGGAAUCGCUUGAAGCUGCAGAAAGUCACUUGGACCUUUCUAUAGCAGAAAGAUUACGAACCGGAAACUCUCGGCCCAUCGAAUUAGAGGUCAGUAAAUGGAACAUAGAAAGGAAACAGCAGGUAGACUUGCUUCAUAAGAUGGUUAACAGAGCCAAUCGUGUGAUAGGUUGCAACCAUUUUGGGCUCUUAGUUGAGCUUGAUAGAAAUACACAAUUGUUCAAACAAGUUAGACAGGCGGACAAUCUUCCGGUAACUGCCAUGAAAGGGAAAUACUAUGCGCACGGAACUUAUCUAACUUCAAAGGUGGUGCUUGAUGACUGGAAGAAUUUGACAGGAUUGGUGAAGGAAAUAGUGGAAGCCAAUGAAAUCGUGGUCUUGGUAGUCGAAGAACACGAAGUCGACUUAGAGGUUGAAGAGAUCAAAAGAACUGAUCGUUUGGAGGUUUACAAAGCUGGCGAGAAGAUAGGUGAGCACUGGUUUGACGCCGGAAUAGUAGUGCGUAAAGUCUUGCCUGUGCCUGAUCUCCUGUGUCGGUUUGAAGAAAAAAGCAAAAUCAGCAACGAGGAGCGAUAUCUUUUGCAGACCAAACUAAGCAAAUGUUUUAUCGUACUUGUCAACGAUGAAGAGGAUCAGUCUGGACUGUUACUUAUGAGAUUUGUGGACGACGAGUGGAAACAGGAAGGCCAUGCCGUGGUGAACAAGCUGUUUGACAGCAUCAUACAGGUAGAAGACUACAGCUUGUUACUAAUUGGGUCGCAUUCGCUGGUGUGGACCAGCGUUUACGGCGGUCCUAGUUUCUGGUUCGAAAAUGAGGAAAGCGACUCAACUAUCCCGGUUCUGUACUUUUCCGAGUGGAAAAAGCUCGAAAAUGGCGACCUGGUAGUAGGAGACGCAUUUUCAGGGUUGUAUCUGUUCAGAAUCGACCGAAACGAGCGCAAAGUAUCAGCUGUCCAGAUUCUGAAGAACGUCAUGGUCAGCGAUUUCGCCUUUUUCAAGCAGGAUCUGGUUGUCGGGGACCUCAUGGGCAACAUGUUCAUCAUUGGUCUACAGGGAGAACCGAAAAUGGUGUAUCAGUCUUAUCUGGGCCACGGAGCUAUAACGUGUGUGGAAGCUCUGGAUGAGCUGGUCAGAGUUGGAACCAGCGAGGGCAUUCUCACUAUUCAGCCAGGAUCUGAAAAAUCCUCGAGGCUUCCACUUAAACUGUCCAGCCUGCCGCAGCCCGAAUUAAACGAAAAUCUUGUACUAGAAAUUAAUAAUUAA
This is a messenger RNA of Ogataea parapolymorpha DL-1, 2220 nucleotides long. RefSeq lists its product as uncharacterized. The transcript has a single exon. The record is from RefSeq and is a predicted model, not a curated record. Gene Ontology annotation, molecular function: protein binding. The coding region runs from base 1 to 2220 and encodes 739 amino acids. Lineage: Eukaryota; Fungi; Ascomycota; Pichiomycetes; Pichiales; Pichiaceae.